Messenger RNA from Biomphalaria glabrata, 4291 nucleotides. RefSeq names its product cytochrome P450 26A1-like. The transcript is spliced from 7 exons. Lineage: Eukaryota; Metazoa; Mollusca; Gastropoda; Planorbidae. The coding region runs from base 236 to 1762 and encodes 508 amino acids. The record is from RefSeq and is a predicted model, not a curated record. Gene Ontology annotation, biological process: sterol metabolic process. Gene Ontology annotation, molecular function: iron ion binding; monooxygenase activity; heme binding.
UAGAUCACGUGUGCGACAUCGUUCAACUUGUUCUCCACCAAACAACUCAGUGCCACAUUGGAUACACGCCGACACCAAAAUUACAUUAUCGAGGAAUGGCCAGUUUUUUUCCGCUCUGUCAGCUAUAAGUUAUAAACCAAGUGUUAUUUCCUGGGUACAAUAGACAUAUCGACUUUUGUUGUUAAAGGUUAGAUAAACCGCUUUUCGGAGUACCAAGAAAAAAUACUUCUUAAAAAUGAAUACUAGUGCUACUGGAAGAGGUAUAUGGGAUCUACACAAUAUUUUACUCGACUGUAAUGUGUGGGACUCGACCUACUACUUGAUGCUGCUUUCCACGUUGCUUGUCGUCAUCAGAAUUGUCAUUUAUUGCACCUUCAUCUUGUUGUCUUUCACCUACUACUUUGCUCCCGGACCUCAGAACCGCCACAGCAACCUCCCGCCAGGCUCCAUGGGGCUGCCCAUCAUAGGCGAGACUCUCACGUUUAUACUUCAGGGCACCAAGUUCUUUGAGUUCAGGUAUAAGAAGUACGGGCCCGUGUUCAAGACUCACCUCUUUGGAACUCCGGUCAUCCGGGUCAUGGGAGAGGAUAACAUCAAGAGGAUCCUCCAGGGAGAAAAUGAUGUGGUCACUUCCUACUGGCCUGCUAGUGUCCGCAUGAUGCUAGGCGACAAGGCGCUGUCAGUGUCCACUGGAGAUGACCACAGGAGACGGAGGAAAGCCAUAAUGAAAACAUUCAGUCACCAUUCCAUGUCUUUUUACACAAAACUGAUGCAACAGGUUGUCAAAACAACGCUGGCGUUAUGGUGUGAAAAAGACUCGAUUCUGGGUUUCUUGGAAUGUAAGAGCAUGGCUUUUGAUCUUGCCGCCCAAGCUUUUGUUGGUAUUCGGUUGCAUUCUGCGCAGACGACAGAACUUGUGCGCCAGUAUGACACGUUUGUCAAAAACCUUUUCUGCCUACCCUUCCAAUUUCCAGGGAUGGGAUUAGUCAAGGGCAUGGCCGCGCGCAAAUUUUUACUUCAGAAAAUCGAAGAGUGUCUUGUUAAGAAGAAAGAAUCUACUGGAGAUGACCAGGACCUCCAGGACGCCAUGUCUUUGUUGGUCAGGGAACAGGACGAAGAGGCUUUAGAUCUGGACACUCUGAAAGAGAUUGGUCUCGAACUUUUAUUUGCUGGACAUUCCACGACUGCUAGCGCUGCUACCUCACUGCUCAUUCAUUUGCAUGACAACAGACAUGUUGUUGAGAAGAUCCUCGAGGAACUUGACCAGUUUGGUCUUUCUGAAAGUGGACAAGAACUAAAUAUGGACAUGUUAAGAAAGCUUACAUAUGUCAAUGCAGUUGUUAAAGAAGCUCUCCGUGUGGCGCCACCUGUCGGAGCAGGUUUCAGAACUGCGCUCAAAUCAUUUACUCUCAAUGGUUAUAGCAUUCCAGAGGGCUGGAUGAUAGCAUACAGCAUACGAGAGACACACAAGACAGAUUUUUUCACAGACCCGGAAACAUUUGAGCCCAGUCGAUGGCUGACGGGCGAUGAGCUUGACACAAAGUACCAUUUCCUUCCUUUCGGCGGCGGUGCCCGUGUGUGCAUCGGCAAGGAAUUUGCACAGAUGUUCCUCCGAAUCUUUGUAGUUGAGUUGGUCAAGUCAUGUCACUGGCAGAUCAAGAGCAACAGAAAGAUGGUCAUGUUUCCGGUACCUUACCCUGCAGAUAAUCUUCCAGUGGUCUUUACCGCAAAGCAGCAACACAAAACAAUAUCUAUUAUCUAAAAUAAUCUACAUAGAUCUCUACAUCUGCCAUCAAGAUAAAGACAUUCUGGUUCUUGGACAAGGAACCUUAUUGAAUAUUUUGGCAGGAGCGUGAAGGGAAAGAAAAAAAAGCAGAUUGGAUCGAAUAUUGGAAGUUGCAAUGACAUUUUUUUUUUGGCAGACCCCCCCCUCCCCCCCCCCCCCCAAAAAAAAGCCCUAUUUUUUUUAAUGUUUAAGUGUAAUUUGGCAACCAACAUAAGAGCCAUCAAACCUUGUUCCUAGCAUACAUUCAAAAAGAUCCAUCAAAACAUCACUUUUUUAAGAUUUCCCCUUCCUCAGAACUCAAUUUUCAUUUUUUUUUAAUGUAAGGGUUAAGACGUAUGAGUGACAAACAAGGUUUUUAUUAUAGUUAUUAUUAACCUUUUUUAUUUAUUUUAAUUUAUAUCGUUGUUAUUCUUUCAAAUAUUUUGUUCCCAAAAGACUGUCCAAUUCAAUUCAUUUCAAAAGAACAAAAUUUACAACAAAUGUUGAAUUUGUACAGAAAGUUGCCAAAGAAAUCUUUCAAGACUAAGUGUUGUAAUACUUGAGAGAGUGAGAUGGACAAAGAGAAUGUGCGUGUGUGUGUGUACACUAUAUUCAAAAGACGAGCUUAAAAUUUUAAGUGAGGAAAAAAAAGACAAAGCUAACGAACAUAUUCAACUAGCUGAGUGAGUGUUUGUCGUACUUGGAAUAUGUAUUCAAAUGUAUUUUUACACUAAGAUUUUGUAAUGUAUAUAAACAUAUCGUAGAGAUAAAAACAUGUAUAUUUAUAGAUAGACGUCUCUUUACUGAUGCCUCUUUACUGAUGCCUCUUUACUGAUGCCUCUUUACUGAUGCCUCUUUAUCGAUGCCUCUUUAUCGAUGCCUCUUUUUUUUUGUAUGAAUUGGGUAUAUGUUGAAUAGAGCAGUAGUUAUAUUAUUAAACUAAAUGUGGUUUCGAGUGAAGAGCAAACACACUUUUUGUUGUACACAUUGGAAAUGUGGGAAUGGUAUUCGUAUUCUUACAACUGAAGAUCACGUGUUUUCUAUUGGCUGAAGAGUUAAAUAAACAGAAUCUCCAAAGACCAUUGUUUUUCACUAUCCAUUUAAAUAGCAUCUUGAAAUGAUCGAAUAAAAGUUUUCUCGUUGGUCAUUUAUUAAAUUUCUUUAUACAUAAGCUAUGCUAUAUUAGAAUGCAUAAAUUAAAUGGUGGCAAGUGAGCGUGAGAUUACAUUUUGCAAGCUCAAGUUGGCAAGUGGUUCCACAUUCUCCUCAUUUGAAUAGCUAGCCACUUUGCACAUUCUGUAUUUUGUCAAUAAGAAUAAACAAAACCGAAUCUCCAGUUCUUUUGUGAACCACUUAAAAAUUGUAUGAACCUUGCAACAUUUUUAAAUAAAAUAUUCGUGUGUGUGAAAUGCAGUAUGUUUUUAAUAUAGCAUAUUUUAGGCUAUUUAUACAGAUGUACUGGAUAUUUGUUUUUCCUUAAAACAGAAAUAUCCAUGGCGCAUCACUUGACAUGUAAAGUUAUAAAUGUUCCAUCAAAUACAAUUCGGUCGUCUAACUCGUGGGGCCUUUCUGUUAACUUCCUUAUUAGAGUUAGACACGCAGUUCUUUAAUGACUUACGUUAGCAACGAGGGUAGAUAACUCGUAAUCACGUCCCCUCAAUUAACAGUCGCUAGUACUACAGUAGUAAGUCUAGUAGUGUUGAGUUGUGGGUGAGGGUGACUUGGGAAACUUCUGAUUUUAGACAACUGACAGCCAUGGAUUCUAUUUUUUUCGAGGUCUGCAACAGGGCUUUCGAAAGAUCAUGUUCAGUAGCGGCCUUAGGGGGUGGCAAGUGGGGGAACCGCCCCAGGCCCCGCACCUGAGGAGGGAGGGCCCGCGAUAGAUUCUCGUGUGACCGUCAGGUUCGAAAGCCAGACCAGUUCUCAUAAGCAAAGACUUUUUGCUCAAUAUUUCCUGGCAUCUAUAUGAUGGCUAACAGGACUGGACUUACACUUGAUUAUGACCUAAGCUUUUUAAGAUCUGGGGCCACAGUGUAAUAAACAAAGGCAAUGUUUCCUUUGGGUUUUCUUCUAAAUCAUUGAAAAUAUCCCUGGAUUUUUAUUGGGGGGGGGGGGGGAGGCUAUGUUGCCUAUAGAUAAAUUCCGCAAUAGAACUAUCAUGACGAUAUAAAAAAAAAAAUUUAUUUCCUAUUUUACCGAUCCUAACUUUUAACCACGUCACAGUCACUAAACGUCACUGCCAAAAUUUGACAAAUCAAAUUUACGCGCCAAAUAUUUGACAUUGCGCAGGCAUUGUCUAGGACUACUUUAUAUCACAAAGUGUAGAUCGUAGGAGGGUUUGUGGGAGAACGUGAAAUAUUUCAUACAUUCUAAAUCUUUAGAUUCAAAGACAAGACUUUAUUAGAUCUAACUUCUAGUUUCACAUUAAUUUCUGUCAUUUUUAUAAAGAUAUCAGCGGCUCUGCCUAUUUAGAAUUUACUUGUUGGUUAUUUUGUACUGUUGAAUAAACUUUAAAAGUCUACAUCG